Trypanosoma grayi is the source of this 951-nucleotide messenger RNA. Its product is annotated as putative elongation factor 2. Bases 1 to 951 code for a protein of 316 amino acids. Gene Ontology annotation, molecular function: ribosome binding; GTPase activity; GTP binding. The record is from RefSeq and is a predicted model, not a curated record. The transcript has a single exon. Gene Ontology annotation, cellular component: ribonucleoprotein complex; cytosol. Gene Ontology annotation, biological process: translational elongation. NCBI's taxonomy places the organism in Eukaryota, Euglenozoa, Kinetoplastea, Trypanosomatida, Trypanosomatidae.
AUGGUCAACUUUACCGUUGAUGAGGUUCGGGCCCUCAUGGACUACCCCGAGCAGAUCCGCAACAUGUCGGUGAUUGCGCACGUCGACCACGGUAAGUCGACGUUGUCGGACUCGCUCGUGGGCGCUGCUGGUAUCAUCAAGAUGGAGGAUGCCGGUGACAAGCGCAUCAUGGACACCCGUGCCGAUGAAAUUGCGCGUGGUAUCACCAUCAAGUCCACCGCCAUUUCCAUGCACUACCACGUGCCGCCGGAGAUGAUCAGCGACCUUGCCGAUGACAAGCGCGACUUCCUGAUCAACCUGAUCGACUCGCCCGGGCACGUUGACUUCAGUUCUGAGGUGACGGCGGCGCUCCGCGUGACAGACGGCGCCCUCGUUGUUGUCGACUGCGUGGAGGGCGUGUGUGUGCAGACGGAGACGGUGCUGCGCCAGGCGCUGACGGAGCGCAUCCGCCCGGUGGUGUUCAUCAACAAGGUGGACCGUGCCAUCCUGGAGCUUCAGCUGGACCCCGAGGAGGCGUACCAGGGCUUCGUCAAGACGCUGCAGAACGUGAACGUGGUGAUUGCGACGUACAACGACCCCGCAAUGGGUGACGUCCAGGUGUACCCCGACAAGGGCACCGUUGCCAUCGGCUCCGGUCUCCAGGCGUGGGCGUUCUCUGUCACGCGUUUCGCCAAGAUGUACGCGUCGAAGUUCGGUGUUGAUGAAUCGAAGAUGUGCGAGCGCCUGUGGGGUGACAACUUCUUCGACGCCAAGAACAAGAAGUGGAUCAAGAGCGAGACGAACGCNGUGUUGAUGAAUCGAAGAUGUGCGAGCGCCUGUGGGGUGACAACUUCUUCGACGCCAAGAACAAGAAGUGGAUCAAGAGCGAGACGAACGCCGCCGGUGAGCGCGUGCGCCGCGCGUUCUGCCAGUUCUGCCUGGACCCCAUCUACCAGAUCUUUGAUGCCGUGA